AUGGCUACCACUUCCCUCUCAAUCGAGCCGAAAGCCGUCCCGACGCGCUCACCGUCCGAACUCAGCUCGGACGCCGACGACGAGAAGCUCUCGACUUCGACUCCCUCCGCGGUGAAGGGGACGACGACGGAUGUCGAGGCUGCGGAUGGGACGGGCAAACUCGCUCGGUUGACGGCGUACCUUGCCGGGAUCGGGAUCGAGACGAGGAGCUUGGAGCGGGUGCAGGAGGACCAGCGCGAGCAGCUGCCGUUCUUCUUCUGGUUCUCCGUCAACCUCUCCUUCUCAGCCCUCGGAACCGGCAUGCUCGGCGGCCUCUACUUCACGCUCGACUUCCGCACUUCAAUGGUCAUCAUCUGGCUCGGCACCGCUUUGGGCGUGUGCGUAUCGGCGACUAUGGCGCUUGUCGGGCCCAAGACUGGGUUGAGGACGAUGGCGGCUUCGAGGUUUGCCGGAGGAUGGCCCGGAACGGCAAUCUUCUCGCUUCUCAACGCCCUCACCCAACUCUGCUACGCCGUCACGACCGCCCUGUCCGGCGCACAAGCCCUCCGCGCAAUCAACCACUCGCUCUCCCUAAUCGUCGGAAUCGUAAUCCUCACCGUGAUCGUCAUGAUCCUCGCCGUCUGGGGCUACCAGUUCCUGCAUAUUUGGGAACGGUGGGCGUGGAUUGCCUGCUUCAUCAUCUACUGCAUCGUCCUCGGACUCGGCGCGCGCGGAGGCUACGACGUUACCUCCCGCACCGCUGACAUGGACAGCGGCCGCGCUUUGACAGGCGAUAUACUUUCAUAUCUCGGCAUCAUGUUUUCUGUGGGCGCCAGCUGGUGCUCCAUCGCGGCGGACUACAACAUGGCGCUCCCGGCGACGACUCCAGGAUGGGUGAUUUGGGGCUCGGCGUUCGUCGGGAUGUGGUUCCCUAUCGCCUUCACCUGCUCCGUCAGCGCGACAUUCAUGACGCUCACAAAGGCAUCGUACGUCACGGCGCUCGAGGAAGAGUCGCUCGGAGGCGUCGUCGGCGAGAUCCUCAUCCAAGGCGCCGGCGGGUUCGGCAAAUUCCUCCUCGUCCUCCUCGCGUUCUCGACCAUCAGCGCCAACAUCCCCAACUCGUACUCUGGCGCACUCUGCAUCCAGAGCUUGCACCCGGCACUCAUGAAGAUCCCGAGGGUGUUUUUCGUGAUCGUCUUCACCCUGAUCUAUAUGGUCGUCGCGAUUGUCGGACGCGAACACUUUUCCGAGAUCUUGUCCAACUUUUCAUCCAUCCUCGCCUACUACACCGCGUUCCUCUCCGCGAUCGUCUUCCUUGAGAUCUUCUACUUCCGCUCAUCGCGCGGCCCGCUCGGCACCUCGACCAACUGGGACGACGUGACGGACUACUCGAAGCUUCCGCCCGGGUACGCCUGCGUCGCGAGUAUCUGCGUCACGAUCCCGCCUGUCGUGAUGAGUAUGGCCGAGACGUGGUAUACUGGACCGAUUGCCAAGGCGGUGACGGAGCCGGCGUCGUCGUACGGUGGAGACCUUGGGUUCGAGAUGUCGGCGGUUGUGGCGACUGUCAGUUACUUUAUCUUCCGGUGGAUCGAGAUCAAGGUGUUCAAACGGUAG
Rhodotorula toruloides NP11 is the source of this 1593-nucleotide messenger RNA. Its product is annotated as nucleobase transmembrane transporter. Gene Ontology annotation, molecular function: transmembrane transporter activity. The coding region runs from base 1 to 1593 and encodes 530 amino acids. Gene Ontology annotation, biological process: transmembrane transport. Gene Ontology annotation, cellular component: plasma membrane; fungal-type vacuole membrane. The record is from RefSeq and is a predicted model, not a curated record. Lineage: Eukaryota; Fungi; Basidiomycota; Microbotryomycetes; Sporidiobolales; Sporidiobolaceae. The transcript has 8 exons.